CUGUCUCCUAGCUGCACCGGGGCCGAGCGCCCCCUCCUAUCUCCCCCUCCUCCGCCCUGCGUACCCCGCCCGUGAUCGCAUCGCGAGCCCCUCCCGCUGCACCGGGCUGGGGGAUUCGGCCGCCCCCGCCCCAACCGGGAGGCGGCGGCGGCCACCCAAGGCUGCAGUGGGGACCAAGAUUUAAGGCCCGGCGGCGGCCCUGCGUCUAGACCGGGCACGCGGGGUCUGUGCCUCUGCGCCCCCAGCCCAGGGCCGCGGUGCCUGGCCUCGCCACAGGCUGGAAGAGGCAUUCAUAACCCAGCCCUGAUCAAGCUCAAGAACAUUUUCAAUAGCACACAAGGUUCUUUCCUGUCCCUUCCCAAUCCAUGAGGCCCCCAGGAAGAGCCUCUUCCUCCGCCUUGUGCCUGGUCUUGCCUUCCAGCUCUGAAAUCCUGCAGUGUUUUCAGCUUGGCUUCUUUCCUCCUCCGGGCCCCUGGCUGUUGGUGAACUAAGCCUCCUUGAUCUCGCAGGCCGGGCCCACCCGCGGCCCCCCAUGAGCGCGCCCGGCUGACCCUGGAGGCGGCCGCGGUGGAGCCGGCGCGCCCCGAGGGCGGCGGGGCCAUGGCCUCGCUGGACCUACCGUACCGCUGCCCGCGCUGCGGGGAGCAUAAGCGCUUCCGGAGCCUAUCGUCGCUGCGCGCGCACCUGGAGUACAGCCACACCUACGAGACGCUCUACAUCCUUUCCAAGACCAACAGCAUCUGCGACGGCGCGGCCGCCGCUGCAGCCGCUGCCGCCGCAGCCUCUGGAUUCCCGCUGGCGCCUGAGCCCGCCGCCUUGCUGGCUGUCCCCGGGGCCCGGCGUGAGGUCUUUGAGAGCACGUCCUUCCAGGGCAAGGAACAGGCGACCGGGCCCUCGCCCGCGGGGCCGCACCUGCUGCACCAUCAUCACCACCACGCGCCACUGGCGCACUUUCCCGCUGACCUGGUGCCCGCUAGCCUGCCCUGCGAGGAGCUGGCUGAGCCGGGGCUCGUGCCCGCUGCGCGCUAUGCGCUACGCGAAAUCGAAAUCCCACUCGGCGAGCUGUUUGCGCGCAAGUCCGUGGCAUCCUCUGCCUGCUCGACGCCGCCACCCGGACCUGGCCCUGGUCCUUGUUCCGGGCCCUCCUCUGCAUCGCCGGCGUCGCCAUCACCUGCGGACGUCGCCUACGAAGAGGGCCUGGCACGCCUUAAGAUCCGCGCCCUGGAGAAGCUGGAGGUGGACCGGAGACUAGAGCGGCUGAGCGAGGAGGUGGAGCAGAAGAUCGCGGGCCAGGUGGGUCGGCUACAGGCGGAGCUGGAGCGCAAGGCAGCAGAGCUAGAAACUGCAAGACAGGAGAGCGCGCGCCUGGGACGCGAGAAGGAGGAGCUGGAGGAGCGCGCCUCUGAGCUCUCACGCCAAGUGGACGUGAGCGUGGAACUGCUGGCUUCACUCAAGCAGGACCUGGUGCAUAAGGAACAGGAGCUGAGCCGCAAGCAGCAGGAGGUGGUGCAGAUCGACCAGUUCCUGAAGGAGACGGCAGCUCGGGAGGCCAGUGCCAAGCUGCGGCUGCAACAGUUCAUCGAGGAGCUCCUGGAGCGUGCAGACAGGGCCGAGCGCCAGUUGCAGGUCAUCAGCAGCAGCUGUGGCAGCACACCCAGUGCCAGCCUGGGCAGAGGAGGUGGGGGCAGUGCCUCGGGGCCUGGGGUGAGAGGCCCCGGCAGAAUGCGAGAACAUCAUGCAGGCUCAGCUGUGCCAAGCACAUACGCCGUAUCACGGCAUGGCUCCUCUCCCAGCACAGGGGCCUCCAGUCGUGUGCCAGCUGCAUCCCAGAGCUCAGGCUGCUAUGACAGUGACAGUCUGGAGCUGCCCCGGCCAGAGGAAGGGCCCUCGGAGGACAGUGGCCCUGGGGGCUUGGGUUCACGGGCCCAGGCUACCAACGGUGGUUCAGAGCGGUCCCAGGCCCCUCGUAGUUCAGGCCUAAGACGACAGGCCAUCCAGAACUGGCAACGCCGACCUCGUCGUCACAGCACCGAGGGGGAGGAGGGUGACGUUUCGGAUGUGGGCUCCCGAACUACUGAGUCAGAGGCUGAAGGACCCUCAGAUGUCCCACGCCCUGGACCUGCUGUGGCUGGCCCCUUGAACAGCUGCCGGCUCUCUGCACGUCCUGAAGGAGGCAGCGGGCGAGGCCGUCGGGUGGAGAGAGGUAGCCCCUCACGCUCCAAUGAGGUCAUCAGCCCAGAAAUCCUCAAGAUGCGAGCUGCCCUCUUCUGUAUCUUCACCUACCUGGAUACCCGGACACUGCUCCAUGCAGCAGAGGUCUGUCGGGACUGGCGCUUUGUGGCCCGCCAUCCCGCUGUCUGGACGAGAGUGCUACUUGAGAAUGCCCGAGUCUGUUCCAAGUUCCUGGCGAUGUUGGCUCAGUGGUGCACCCAGGCUCACUCGUUAACAUUACAGAACCUGAAGCCCCGGCAGCGGGGGAAGAAGGAAAGCAAGGAGGAGUAUGCCCGCAGCACCCGGGGCUGCCUUGAAGCAGGGCUGGAGUCCCUGCUGAAGGCAGCUGGUGGGAACCUGCUGAUCCUGCGAAUCUCCCACUGCCCCAACAUCCUCACUGACCGGUCCCUCUGGCUGGCCAGCUGCUACUGCCGUGCCCUGCAGGCUGUCACCUACAGGAGUGCCACGGACCCCGUCGGCCAUGAGGUGAUCUGGGCCCUGGGUGCAGGCUGCAGAGACAUUGUCUCCCUCCAGGUGGCGCCACUUCACCCCUGCCAGCAGCCCACCCGGUUCAGCAACCGUUGCCUGCAGAUGAUUGGACGCUGUUGGCCCCACCUCCGGGCCCUGGGCGUAGGUGGUGCCGGCUGUGGGGUACAGGGCCUGGCAUCACUUGCAAGAAACUGUAUGCGGCUGCAGGUCCUGGAGCUGGACCACGUGUCAGAGAUUACCCAGGAGGUGGCGGCUGAGGUCUGCCGGGAAGGCCUGAAGGGACUGGAGAUGCUGGUGCUCACAGCCACCCCUGUCACCCCUAAGGCCCUGCUUCAUUUUAACAGCAUCUGCCGGAACCUUAAAUCCAUUGUGGUGCAGAUUGGGAUUGCAGAUUACUUCAAAGAGCCCAGCAGUCCCGAGGCCCAGAAGCUGUUUGAGGACAUGGUGACAAAACUCCAGGCCCUGCGUCGGAGGCCUGGCUUCUCGAAGAUUCUGCACAUCAAGGUAGAAGGUGGUUGCUAACCCGGGUGAGGGGCGGCAGGGCACCUGCCAGCCCCACACCAAGUGCUCUUUGGACCUCUGGAGAGGCCCUGGCUUGGACUAGACCUUUGGAGGCCUAGUGUUACCCCAGGUUCCAGACAGUGGUUGAAUAUCCUGUCCAGUUGGGACAGCAGUGACAGGUGACUCAGAGCACUGCCUCCCCGGGACAGGGGACUUGGAAAGAAGCUGCCCUGAGACACCUCUCCCCUCACAUCCCCAGCUGGAAUGGCCUGCUGGUACAGCCAGCAAGGAGCUGACACACCUGCUGCUGGUUGUCACUGCGCAGAGGAUCUGCAGUAGCCACCCAGGGCCUCCUCAGCUGCUCAGGCAGGCCAUCUCCUGGUCAGGAGCCAGAUGGGGCUUAAAGCAGCUCAGACGUGGCAAGGAGGACUCUUCUCCCCUUUUCGUGACCGAGCCCUCUGUAAGGCCUUUCUUCCAGGUCCACAUUCUCCAGUGAUAAUCUAGGCGAGCCUAGGAAUCCAGGGACAAGGUUAGCUGAAAGUUGAGGCAGGGCCAUAAGGGUGAAUUUCAAAAGCUAAAAUAAAAUGUCUAUAGAGUACACCAGGCAGGAUGAGGCCUACACCUCCCCAGCAGGUAAAGUACUGGUCAGUUGGAGGAGGCUACUUCUCGCUACCACAAUAUAGAGCUAAGCUCAAAGCAGUCUCUAUACAACUCCUUGCUUCGGGGAUCACAGAGAGCAAGGGACCCAGCAAAGCCCUACAGUGAGAAGGGACCUCUUAACCCAGGCAUUUCGGCAAGAUCCCCAAAGGGAGGGGAGACCCCGGGCUACCUGCUGUGCUGGAGUUUGGGGGAGGGGGAGCUUGCUUGACCUAACUAGUGGCUUGAGAAGCCUUUGGCAAGGAGCCAGAUCCUGGUGCUGAGGCGGAGGAAUAAUUUCCACAGCCUGUGUCUCUACAGUCCUGGGCUGAAACUAUAGUAGGAGAAUCCUUGUGAUAGGGUGUCGCCGGCCCUUGCAUCGUACCCAAGAAGUCUGGUCACCAAAGCCCCACUGGCUGAGCACACCUAACCGAAUUCCUCUGCUCAGAACGUGGAGUGGCCGAGGCCAUGAGUCUUGGCAGCCCUCAUUUGGGCAGAUCUUUCAAACGCCUGGUUUGUCGUCCACAUCUUAGGGUUUUCUUUGCUCCUUUGUAAGGUGGGAUCCUCUUGCCAGUUUUCUCCAGCUGUGCCACACCCUGGACUGGGUGCAAACCCAUCUGUAUGUUGCUGCCACACAAGUCCCUUCCAUUGCUGCACAGCCUCCAGCUCGAUGCUCCCCGAUCCUAUAGCCCUGUCCCAGUUUAUCAUCAUCGCUGAGUUGCGUGGCUUGCUCUGUACCUGCUCUUUACACACUGAAAUGCCAAGGCUGUCAGUGCUGGAUACUCCAUGCCUAGUCCUGCAUGAAACCUUGGCUGUGUGGUAUCUAUGCCCCUACCUCUCACAGCUGCCUCCCGUUACUCCCACCUCCCCAGCCUUGUCCCCAAGGAGUCACAGGCAACAGCACAACUUUCCUCUCCUUCUGUGACCCAGAAGGGAGGUGGAGGUGCACUUGGGCCCCAGCUGCCUUUAGUAGGUCAGUUGUUUUGCCAGCUGCAUCCAUGUAGCUCCUGCUCCCUGUGACUCUUAAGACCAGAGGUGCUGCCCUUCCUGUCUCUUGGAUAAAGCACAAAGUAAUGUAGCUGGCCAAGCCUGCCAGCAGGGGCUUCUGUUUCACAAUCCUAGGAUUUGGACAUCUCCCUGGGCAGGGGAGGCACUAGAAUGCCUGGGUGCACAGGGUUGCACAGCCAUCAGGGCAGGAGGCAGGACCAAGAUGCUGGUUCCAGGCAUUCUGACCCACGGACAGGGAAACCUACCCCUAAGAAGUCUCACCUGUGUUCUUGCUCUGAGUAAAGGUGAGUAAAGUGAAAAUUGCAGACCUAAGCCUUUACCAACCUAAGUGACAGGUCACUGUGUCCUGGCUGAGUCUUGGGCAUCUUAGUCUUCAGGCAUGCGGAGAGCCAGCAGCUCUGUCUCCAAGUUGUGGUUUCUUUGCUUUCUCCAAAGGGGGCCAUCCCUGCUUCUGGGUGCUGUGCUCAUUUCUAUCUUGAGCAGUCACAGAGCCAAUGGGGAUAGGGUGGGUGCCUGGCUUCCUUAGAAGCACCUCAGCCUUUCUUCAGCCACUCAAAGGGAAGAGGGAAGCCCUCUGCGUCUCAUACUUAAGUAAGGCACAGAAAACUCGCGUGGGCAUGCCCUGCUCCAGAAGCACUGGGUCAAUGGAGAAGAAGGCUCACAGGUGGCAGCCACUUGCCAUCUCUUCCACUCCCAUCCCCUGCCAAACAGCACGUGUAAAUUGGGGCAUGGUUUGGCUUGAGUACUUCAUGCUUAUGCAGGCUGCUUUUCCCCACAGUUAUGGCAAAAAAUGUAUGCACCUUGCCCAGAACACCAGCUUUCCACCCAUCGAGAGAGUACCCUAAAAUUAGGCUUUUCUUUUAAAAAAAAAAAAAACAUUAACAGAGGCUAAAUCGGCCUCAGGAAUUGCAUCAGAAACUUAACAGGCCUCUUUCCCAAGGCCUGCUGCUCUGUCACCAGCCCUGAUCUUGAAUGCAGAACACAGGCAAUAAGCUGUCAACCCCAGUCUCUGUAAGGCACGAUGUUGAAGGAAAACUUCCCAGAAUUGACAGCUGGUGCCAAAGACAUAGUUCCUGGUGAACUUGGAGAGGUGAGACUUCAGUGCCCUCUGGAGUUGUUAAGCACUGGUGGGGCCUACCCUAGCCACCAGCUUGAUGACUUGGCAGUCUCGCUGCCCUUGGUGGCCCUGCUUUCUCAUCCAGCCUUGGCUCAGGCCAGCAUCUCUCUCUGUAUAUAUUACUGUGUAGUGUGUGUAUAACCUGGACAAGUGAGUUCAGCUGUAGUCCUUGCCCAAGGACAAGGCUUAAGGUUGGGUGAAGAGCAGACCGUUAGGCUUUCCCCGACUCUUUGGGGCCUUAGUCCUGAGACUGCCAGACAAUCAAGCAGGUACCCCACCAGGAGGCCAGCUCUGGACCUCUGCCAUUAUCACAGCCCUGGGGAGGCUUGGCCUGGAACCCCCAAGUCUUUACUCAGCCCUGGCAAGGAACUCAGGCAGGGACCUGAGGUGGCUCAAGAGGGCACAGCUGGCCCCUAGGCCCUGACUCCCUGCACAGCCAGGCUGCAACCUGCCCCCAUGCACACUAGGCAGAGGGGUGGACAGGAACUUAUGGUUUUAGUUUUGUUUCUAAAGUGGUGCCUGUACCUCCAGCCCCCAGGGGGCCUUCCCUGGCCCCACUUUUCUGCCCCACCCAGGCAUUGCCAUCCCAGCACUUUGCUCCAUGUCACCCAGAUGCCCUCUGCCGAAUGUAUCUGAUCGUAUGUAUUUAAAAGGAUUCACGGGCAUCAGAAUUUCUGGUUCUGUAUCCAAUAAAAGAUGGUGAAACUGAAAA
Messenger RNA from Mus musculus (house mouse), 6674 nucleotides. It is a transcript of the gene Fbxo41, whose product is annotated as F-box protein 41. The transcript has 14 exons. Lineage: Eukaryota; Metazoa; Chordata; Mammalia; Rodentia; Muridae. Gene Ontology annotation, cellular component: centrosome; synapse; cytoplasm. Bases 601 to 3222 code for a protein of 873 amino acids. The record is from RefSeq and is marked validated.